This is a messenger RNA of Caenorhabditis auriculariae, 285 nucleotides long. Lineage: Eukaryota; Metazoa; Nematoda; Chromadorea; Rhabditida; Rhabditidae. The record is from the annotation of a GenBank genome assembly.
AUGACAACGCGCGCCCCCACGUGGCGAAGGAGAUCCAGCAGAAGUUGGCGACGCGCGGCUGGGAGACGGUAUUCUUCGGACCUCGCUUCCUCCGAUUACCACUUGCUCCGCCCGCUCGAGCACCAUUUGGCCGGAAGAAAAUUCACCAAUUACGACAGCCUAAAAUCCGACUUCGCGGACUUCUUCGAGUCGCAGCCCCCGGAGUUUUGGGCGAAGGGCAUCGGCGACAUGCUCAAUCGUUGGGCCAUUGUCGUGGAUAACUGUGGUUAUUAUAUUGUUGAUUAG